Diabrotica virgifera virgifera (western corn rootworm) is the source of this 647-nucleotide messenger RNA. RefSeq lists its product as uncharacterized. The transcript is spliced from 2 exons. The coding region runs from base 45 to 623 and encodes 192 amino acids. NCBI's taxonomy places the organism in Eukaryota, Metazoa, Arthropoda, Insecta, Coleoptera, Chrysomelidae. The record is from RefSeq and is a predicted model, not a curated record.
GUCACUGCUAUUAAUUUUGAAGUAGUUUGGGUUCAAAUUACAAAAUGGGUUCAAAUAAACAAAAUAUUCUUAAACAUUCUGAAGUACACAAGGAAAUUAUUGCGCAUCCACCAAAAAUCCGAUCUGAUGAAGAUAAAAUGGGUCCCUACAAUCGGUAUAACGACGAAAACCGUGAAAUUUACUUAGAGAAGAAGAGAAUGUUCGAAGAAGCUUGUCAUAAAUAUGCCAAAAUGAACGCCGAUACUGUUAAUACUUAUAAGAUUCGCUUGCAUGAGAAUUAUAUCGAGGGAUUAGAUUUAUGUUUCCUGGAUAAUAGAAAUUCAAAGCAUGGUGCACCAAUUACGUCAAGUGGAUUAUUGCUUAAGAAGAGAACAGAGCGUCGAGCUCAUGAAAUACCAGCUCAAGAUCAUCAAAUCCCAUGCAACGUAGAGCCAUGGUUUCGAAAAUAUCUUAUUCUCAACAAAUUUAUCUGGGCAGCUAGAAUUACUAUUAUCAAAAACAGACUCUUGAGAAAUUUGAAUUUACUAAGUCGAUUAGAUAGAGAGUCUGUUAAACAGUACGAAAUUGUUAGAAAACCUUAUUUUGGAAGUUAUAAGGACAUUUUUGAAAAGUUUACUUCAUAAUUAUUUUAUUUUAAUAAACAUGCC